UCCAUAACUAUUUAUGUUCGCUUUGUUUAUUUAUCUCCCACGAUAUCUACAACUCCGUACACAAAUAAAAAGAAAAGACAUCUCCAAAAAAAUUGUAAGGUCGAAAAAGAUAUUCUUGAGAACAAUUAAUGGCUUCUGCUUCCCUGCCCCCUCCACCACCAUCCUCAACAUCCCUAACAUCGCAACAAUCAUCACCGCCACCGUCUCAGCUUCCCAUCCGUAAGAUGCCGGGAUCGUACGGUUUGCCGUUGGUGGGACCGUUAACGGACCGUUUAGAUUACUUCUGGUUCCAAGGACCGGAUAAGUUUUUCAAGUCAAGAUCAGAGAAGUACAAGAGCACAGUGUUCCGUACAAAUAUCCCUCCGUCGUUUCCUUUCUUAGGUAAUGUCAAUCCUAAUAUAGUCGCCGUCCUCGACGUCAAGUCUUUUAGCUAUCUAUUCGACAUGGAUCUUGUUGAUAAAAGAGAUGUUCUCAUCGGAGAUUUUCGACCUAGCCUCGAUUUCUACGGCGGCAUUCGUGUCGGAGUUUUUCUUGACACCACCGAGCCAAAGCACGCGAAGGUCAAAAGCUUCGCCAUGGAGAUACUAAAACGAAGCUCGGAGGUAUGGCUACGAGAGCUUCUCUCAAACCUCGACACGUUCUGGGAAACCGUAGAAUCCGACAUUUCUAAAAACGACGACGGCGCUUCUUACCUCAUCGGUCUCCAACGCUGUAUCUUCAACUUCCUCUCCACCGCUCUCACCGGCGCAAACCCUUCCGUAUCGCCGGACAUCGCCGAGAACGGUUGGAAGAUGCUUGACAAAUGGCUCGCGAUUCAGGUCAUCCCCACGACCAAGAUCGGCAUUCUUCAGCCCUUCGAAGAGAUCUUCCUCCACUCCUGGGCUUACCCUUUCUUCCUAGUCGCCGGAGAUUACCAGAAGCUUUACAACUUCAUCAGCGAAAACGCCGGAGACGUUAUCCGGUUGGGUGAUGAGGAGUACGGGUUGACCCGGGACGAGACGGUUCAUAAUCUCAUCUUCGUGUUGGGCUUCAACGCGUACGGGGGCUUUUCCGUCUUUUUACCGUCUCUGAUCGGGAGAAUCGCCGGAGAUACUUCCGGUCUCCAGGAGAGGCUGAGAACCGAGGUGAGGAAGGUUUGCGGGUCCGGUUCGGUUCUGAAUUUCCGGACGGUUAACGAAAUGGAGCUGGUUAAGUCCGUGGUUUACGAAACGCUGCGUUUGAAUCCGCCGGUUCCGUUACAGUACGCACGUGCGAGGGGUGAUUUCAAGAUAAGCUCGCACGACGCCGUUUACGAGGUCAAGAAAGGAGAGCUUCUCUGUGGUUACCAGCCGCUGGUGAUGAGAGACGCUAACAUAUUUGAAGAUCCGGAGGAAUUUAAACCGGAUCGGUUUGUAGGUCAGACCGGGUCCAAGCUGCUGAAUUAUCUGUUCUGGUCUAAUGGUCCACAAACCGGUACGCCGAGCGAGUCGAACAAACAGUGUGCAGCCAAAGACAUGGUUACUAUCACGGCUGCCUUGAUCAUCGCCAAUUUAUUCCUCCGGUACGAUAAAAUUACUGGCGACGCUGGGAGUAUCAAGACCGUUGUUAAAGCUACAUGAGGAAGAGUCAUUACUCCUUCCACGGUUUCGUAUCAUAUGUUUAUUAUGUUUGGAGUGUCGAAUAAGAUUUAAACUAAAAUAAUGCGAACUGUAACAGAAAUUUCCAGGGGUAAUGUUUAUUUAAUUUAUCUGGUAAGCGAUA
Molecule: messenger RNA, 1740 nt
Organism: Brassica oleracea var. oleracea
Lineage: Eukaryota; Viridiplantae; Streptophyta; Magnoliopsida; Brassicales; Brassicaceae
Product: linolenate hydroperoxide lyase, chloroplastic
Exons: 2
Coding region: 129-1598 (489 amino acids)
Biological process (GO): sterol metabolic process
Molecular function (GO): oxidoreductase activity, acting on paired donors, with incorporation or reduction of molecular oxygen; monooxygenase activity; heme binding
Source: RefSeq, a predicted model, not a curated record